Messenger RNA from Syngnathus acus (greater pipefish), 4276 nucleotides. It is a transcript of the gene smc3, whose product is annotated as structural maintenance of chromosomes 3. The transcript has 29 exons. Gene Ontology annotation, biological process: mitotic sister chromatid cohesion. Gene Ontology annotation, molecular function: ATP binding; double-stranded DNA binding; protein binding. Gene Ontology annotation, cellular component: chromosome. NCBI's taxonomy places the organism in Eukaryota, Metazoa, Chordata, Actinopteri, Syngnathiformes, Syngnathidae. The coding region runs from base 166 to 3816 and encodes 1216 amino acids. The record is from RefSeq and is a predicted model, not a curated record.
CGCCAUUUUCUAUGUUUUCCUUCACUGCGAAGUGGUACACUAAUUUUAAAUGCUGAAACGAAAAUAAUAGUAACAAGUGUGGGCUUUUAUUUACCCCCCAUCUCCAUUUACGUGGGGCUGACCGAUUUGCUCCUAAUUCAGACAAGGAGACCCCCGAAAUAGACGAUGUACAUCAAACAGGUUAUCAUCCAGGGGUUCCGAAGUUAUCGGGACCAGACUGUGGUAGACCCGUUUAGUCCCAAGCACAAUGUCAUCGUUGGACGAAAUGGAUCAGGAAAAAGUAACUUUUUCUAUGCCAUUCAGUUUGUGCUCAGUGAUGAGUUCAGCCACCUCCGACCUGAGCAGCGCCUGGCCUUGCUCCAUGAGGGAACUGGUCCUCGAGUCAUUUCUGCAUUUGUGGAGAUUAUAUUUGACAACUCCGACAACCGGCUGCCGAUUGACAAAGAGGAAGUCUCCCUUCGUCGUGUCAUCGGUGCAAAGAAGGACCAGUAUUUCUUGGACAAGAAGAUGGUGACUAAGAAUGACGUCAUGAACCUUCUGGAAAGUGCCGGCUUCUCCCGCUCUAACCCCUACUAUAUUGUCAAGCAAGGCAAGAUCAACCAAAUGGCCACAGCGCCUGACUCUCAGCGUCUGAAGCUGCUGAGGGAGGUGGCAGGAACAAGAGUGUAUGAUGAACGAAAAGAAGAAAGUAUUUCGCUCAUGAAGGAAACAGAGGGCAAAAGGGAGAAGAUCAAUGAGCUGUUGAAGUACAUUGAGGAGCGUCUGCACACCCUCGAGGAUGAAAAAGAGGAGCUGGCUCAGUACCAGAAAUGGGACAAGAUGAGAAGAGCUCUUGAGUACACCAUCUACAACCAGGAGCUCAAUGAAACCCGCGCCAAACUGGAUGAGCUGUCUUCCAAGAGAGAAACGUGUGGAGACAAAUCACGACAGUUACGUGAUGCUCAGCAAGAUGCCAGAGACAAAGUUGAGGAGACCGAGCGAGUUGUCCGAGAAUUGAAAUCUAAGAUCUCCGCCAUGAAGGAGGAGAGGGAGCAAUUGUCUGCUGAGCGCCAGGAACAGAUCAAACAGAGGACCAAACUAGAGCUGAAGGCCAAGGACCUGCAGGAUGAGCUGGCAGGCAACAGUGAACAGAGGAAACGUCUGCUGAAAGAGCGUCAGAAGUUGCUGGAGAAAAUUGAAGAGAAACAAAAGGAGCUGCAGGAGACAGAACCCAAAUUCAAUAUGGUGAAAGAAAAGGAGGAGCGAGGUAUCUCCAGACUUGCCCAGGCUACGCAGGAGAGGACCGACCUUUAUGCCAAGCAGGGCCGUGGCAGUCAGUUCACCUCCAAAGAGGAGAGGGACAAGUGGAUCAAGAAAGAGUUGAAAUCUCUGGACCAAGCCAUCAAUGAUAAAAAGAGACAAAUUGCUGCCAUCAAUAAAGAUCUGGAGGAUACAGAGACCAACAAAGAGAAGAACCUUGAGCAGUAUAAUAAACUAGACCAAGAUCUUAAUGAGGUGAAGACUCGCGUUGAGGAGUUGGACAAAAAGUACUACGAAGUGAAGAACAGAAAAGAUGAGCUGCAGAGUGAAAGAAACUACCUUUGGCGUGAGGAGAAUGCAGAACAGCAGGCCUUGGCGGCCAAACGUGAGGACCUGGAGAAGAAACAGCAGCUCCUCAGAGCUGCCACAGGCAAGGCAAUCCUGAAUGGCAUUGACAGCAUCAACAAAGUCCUUGAGCAUUUCCGCCGCAAGGGCAUUAACCAGCAUGUGAUCAACGGUUACCACGGCAUCGUUAUGAAUAACUUUGAGUGUGAGCCUGCCUUUUACACCUGUGUGGAGGUGACUGCUGGUACCAGACUGUUCUACCACAUUGUGGAGACCGAUGAGGUCAGCACCAAAAUACUAAUGGAGUUCAACAAGAUGAAUCUUCCGGGAGAAGUCACAUUCCUACCCCUCAGCAAGCUCGAUGUCAGGGACACCGCCUACCCAGAGACCAAUGAUGCCAUUCCAAUGAUCAGCAAGCUGCGCUACAGCCACAACUUUGACAAGGCCUUCAAGCACGUAUUUGGGAAGACAUUGAUUUGUCGCAGCAUGGAGGUUUCUACGCAGCUGGCCAGAGCUUUCACCAUGGACUGUAUCACCUUGGAAGGUGACCAGGUGAGCCACCGUGGAGCUCUGACAGGAGGCUAUUAUGAUACUAGAAAGUCUCGGCUGGAGCUGCAGAAGGACAUGAGGAAGGCUGAAGAGGAGCUGGGUGAGCUGGAGGCCAAGCUUAAUGAGAAUCUGCGCAGGAACAUCGAACGUAUCAACAAUGAGAUCGACCAGCUGAUGAACCAAAUGCAGCAGAUUGAGACACAGCAGAGGAAGUUUAAGGCCUCCCGUGACAGUAUUCUUUCAGAGAUGAAGAUGCUGAAAGAGAAGAGGCAACAGUCAGAGAAGACUUUCAUGCCAAAGCAACGAAGUCUUCAGAGUCUGGAGGCCAGCCUCCACGCCAUGGAGUCCACUAGAGAGUCACUGAAGGAUGAGUUGGGCACAGAUUUGCUCUCCCAGCUCAGCCUGGAGGACCAGAGGCGCGUGGAUGACCUCAAUGAUGAGAUCCGCCAGCUCCAGCAGGACAACAGACAAUUGCUGAAUGAGAGAAUCAAGUUGGAGGGCAUCAUGACUCGAGUGGAGACGUACCUCAAUGAGAAUUUGAGGAAGCGUCUUGAUCAAGUGGAACAGGAGCUUAAUGAGCUGCGAGAGACCGAGGGAGGCACUGUACUCACAGCCACAACAUCCGAGCUAGAUGGCAUCAACAAACGGGUCAAGGAGACACUGGCCCGAUCAGAAGAUCUGGACACUUUGGUCGACAAGACGGAGUCGGAGAUCAAGGAUCACAUUAGGAGCAUGGAUCGUUGGAAGAACAUAGAGAAGGAACAAAAUGAUGCAAUCAACCAUGACACCAAGGAGUUGGAGAAGAUGACUAAUCGGCAGGGCAUGUUGCUCAAGAAGAAGGAGGAGUGCAUGAAGAAGAUCAGGGAGUUGGGCUCGCUACCUCAGGAGGCUUUUGAAAAGUACCAGACCCUCACACUCAAGCAGUUGUUCCGUAAGCUGGAGCAGUGCAACACGGAGCUGAAGAAGUACAGUCACGUAAACAAGAAGGCCUUGGAUCAGUUCGUCAACUUCUCUGAGCAAAAAGAGAAACUGAUCAAGCGUCAGGACGAGCUGGACCGAGGGUACAAAUCCAUCAUGGAACUUAUGAAUGUGCUGGAGCUGCGCAAGUACGAAGCCAUCCAGCUCACAUUCAAACAGGUGUCAAAGAACUUCAGCGAAGUAUUCCAGAAGUUGGUGCCUGGAGGUAAAGCCACGCUGGUGAUGAAGAAGGGAGACGCUGAAGGCAGUCAGUCCCAAGAUGAAGAGGGUGGCGCGGACAGCGAAAGGGGCUCCGGCUCACAGAGCAGCGUGCCGUCCGUGGAUCAGUUUACCGGAGUGGGGAUCAGAGUGUCUUUCACAGGCAAGCAGGGUGAGAUGAGAGAAAUGCAGCAGUUAUCUGGAGGUCAAAAGUCUCUGGUGGCCCUGGCUCUGAUCUUUGCCAUCCAAAAGUGUGACCCCGCCCCCUUUUACCUUUUUGACGAAAUCGACCAGGCCCUCGACGCCCAGCACAGGAAGGCUGUCUCAGACAUGAUUGUUGAGUUGGCCGGCCACGCUCAAUUCAUCACUACAACCUUCAGGCCUGAGCUGCUGGAGUCUGCUGAUAAGUUUUACGGAGUCAAAUUCAGAAACAAGGUGAGUCACAUUGACGUGAUCACAGCAGAGCAGGCCAAAGACUUUGUGGAGGAUGACACCACUCAUGGUUAAUAGGUGACUCCUAUUGACUUCUACCCUUCUUCUUCUGCGUUCUUAUGGUUCAAAUUACACUGUUAACUUAGCUGUUCACUGACAUUCUUAAUUUGAUUUGACUGAAUUUGUAUGACUUGAACAUUCGGAGGUUAAAAUUCUGCAGAAAAGUUUUAUAUAUGUAAGUUUUUAAUGUUUGUUUAACUUGUACCCGUUCCGACCUGUCCUUCCACUUGUCCCACCAUUCUGUUUGUGGGCCAUCAAAGAUAAAGGCUCUGUUCUAUACUUAGUAGUUCGUACUUUAAGUCAUUUUCUGUUUAGCAUAUUUACAUACGUGCCAUUUGAAUUCUGCGACACAUACCAAUGAUGGAAAGUUCUAACAGUUUUUUUUUUUUUUAAAUUUCCUCAUUGAUGUUGGUAUUCUAUUAGGUUGAAUGUUUUUUGUAUGUAAUAAAUUGGAUAAUGAAUUUAAAAAAAAAAA